Tachysurus vachellii is the source of this 378-nucleotide messenger RNA. RefSeq lists its product as uncharacterized. The transcript is spliced from 5 exons. The record is from RefSeq and is a predicted model, not a curated record. Gene Ontology annotation, biological process: synaptonemal complex assembly. Bases 127 to 378 code for a protein of 83 amino acids. NCBI's taxonomy places the organism in Eukaryota, Metazoa, Chordata, Actinopteri, Siluriformes, Bagridae. Gene Ontology annotation, cellular component: synaptonemal complex.
UUUACUGUGGUAAUAUCCCAGCCAUGUCCAUGCAGGCAGUGUGAGCUAAAACAACAGAAAGAGGAACUUGUGCAACAGUACAGCUGUCAAAUUCAAGAAAUCAAAUUGAGACACAGGAAAAUUCGGAUGAAGUUUGAAAAUCAACUGCUGCAGCUGAUUGGACAGCAUAAGAAUUUAUGCACUCUGUUUACUCCAGAGAGACUCCCUACUGAGGUACAAUCUGCUGAAUACACCACAGAGCAAUUGCUGAAAGCUGAGAAGCAGAAGUUGGAGCAGGUGGCAAAUUUGCAAGCAGAGCUGAGUAAUUUCCAAAGCACAAAUAUGGAUCUGGAUGCUGUGACACAGACGCAUGAAAAAUGUGUCUUACUUUCACAGUGA